AAAGCCGAAAAAGAACAAAAUGGCAAACAAUAAAGUUAUAUUCGGUGUCUUGUGUUUGGUCACACUGGCCGCGGCCCUUCCGGCCGAGGAGACGCGCGGCCAUGCCCGCAACGCAAUCGGCGGCGAGAACGACAUUAUGGAUAGCAUCUACAGCGACUGCCUGAGGAAGGAUUCGGUGUCGUGCGUCAAGUACAAGCUGUUCAACUUCGUGGACAAGGUGCUCGGUGCCCGCGACCAGUUCGCCCUCACCGAAGGUGUGACCGUUGUGCGCUCCCCUGAUGCCCCAGCGCAGGAGGCUGCUCGCUCCAUCUCUGGAGACGAGUCGUUCGAGUCUUUGGCCCUCAACCGUAUCAGCAGCUUCCUCAACUCGCACACCAUUAAGGUUGAGCUGAAGGGCGCCGACAUUGUCCAGGCCGUCAGCUCUACCGGACGCGCCCUCGAGGAUGCCUCCGAGUCCCUGUUCGGCAGCAACGACCCCAACGCUCCCGAAGAGAGCCGUGGCAAGAAGAAGAAGGCCGCCAAGAUCCUUGGCCCCAUUCUGGCUCUGGUUGCCCUGAAGGCCGCCGCUCUGCUUCCCCUGCUCCUUGGUGCCAUCGCUCUGAUCGCCGGCAAGGCCCUGCUCAUCGGUAAGAUCGCUCUGGUUCUCUCCGCCGUGAUCGGCCUGAAGAAGCUGCUCUCCCAGGAGAAGCACGUCACCUACGAGGUCGUCGCCCAUCCCCAUCACAGCAGCAGCCACUCGGCCAGCCACGACUCCUACGGCAGCGGCUACAGCGCCGAUGCGGGCGCCUCCUCUGCCUCGUACGGCAGCAGCGGUCAUGGUGGCUGGGGACGCUCCAUCGAUGCCCAGGAUCUGGCCUACGGUGCCCAGAAGCCCCAGGCUUAAGUUGGACAGACAGUCAGCGACAUCAGCGAGAACCUGAACAAUCUGAAGCAACCACAAUCAACAACCACAUUCACAAGAAGAACAUCACAAACGACUUGAGCCACAGCGCUCGUAAGAGACUCUUGAA
Drosophila persimilis is the source of this 1010-nucleotide messenger RNA. RefSeq lists its product as uncharacterized. Lineage: Eukaryota; Metazoa; Arthropoda; Insecta; Diptera; Drosophilidae. Bases 20 to 883 code for a protein of 287 amino acids. The record is from RefSeq and is a predicted model, not a curated record. The transcript has a single exon.